ACGGAGAUGUUCGAUCUGGUUUGCGAAACAGUCUCCUCUUAUCGUGUACCAGGAAAGUCGAGGUUUCCGUUGCGGGCUGAGUAGAGCUGAACUCCCGGGGAACCACCGUUUCCUUAAGUGACCGGGAAAAAGGGAAUCCCCCGAGUUCGCUGUUUCACCAAGCGAUUCGCAUAUAAGAGAUCGCACGAGGGUCGAAAAGCCAGUUCUGCUUUGAGCUUUGCACCGAAGAAGCCCUCGAGACCUCUCGCGAAUCCUGAAGAAGAUGACGAAGAUGACGAAGCUGUGUCUGUUCGCCGUUUUGCUGGCCGUAGCGAUCGUCUCGGUGCACUCGGCACCUGCUGAAGCACUCGAAGAGGGCCUUCUACCGGGAGACAAGGAGUUCGAAGACCUGGAAAUGGUCCAGGAAGAGGACAGAGCGGACCGACAUCGCAGAGUGACCUGUGACCUGCUCUCUUUCGGAGGUAAGGUCGGGCACUCCGCUUGCGCUGCCAAUUGCCUCAGUUUGGGGAAAGCUGGGGGAAGGUGCAACGACGGGGUGUGCCAGUGUCGCAAGACCACCUUCGGGGACCUCUGGAACAAGCGAUUCGGCUGAUCCGUCCCCUGCCUCCUGGAAGUCCUCCAGUUCUAUCCUGGCGUACCCAGCAUCACCAAAGUCUGUACUUCGGCUGUGUCCAUAUCUAUGCAUCGUUUCUAUACAAUAAACACUUAACAUUAGCAUGCAAACUUGCUUUUAGCCCAGAAGGACCCAUCAUCACCAAAGUGUCCUUUGGCCGUGUCCACCUCUCAACAUUGUUCCUAUACAAUAAACUCUUAACAUCAGGACGGAAAA
This is a messenger RNA of Orussus abietinus, 829 nucleotides long. RefSeq names its product defensin-1. The record is from RefSeq and is a predicted model, not a curated record. NCBI's taxonomy places the organism in Eukaryota, Metazoa, Arthropoda, Insecta, Hymenoptera, Orussidae. Bases 263 to 592 code for a protein of 109 amino acids. The transcript has 3 exons. Gene Ontology annotation, biological process: humoral immune response; defense response to bacterium.